GUAUCAAGCGGCAUGCGGGCGGAUCUCCUGUAUCAAGGCUCUACUAUAGGCUGUUGUUGGUCCCCCAGCUCUCCUUCCGGUUCCGGCACGGCCAAUUCCAAGAUGGGAUGGUGAGAGCAUGCAUGCGGCCUGCCGCCUCCGCGUCCUCGGGGCCCCGCGUGCUCGUGCUCGGCGGGACUGGCCGUGUCGGCGGCUCAAUGGCCACCGCGCUCUCCCAGCUCCGGCCCGACCUCAACAUCCUCAUCGGCGGAAGGAACCGGGAGAAAGGGAUGUCGCUGGUAUCUAAGCUCGGAGAACGAUCUGAGUUCAUCCACGUUGAUAUUCGCAAUACAAGCAGGCUGAAAGCCGUGUUGGAGGGUGUGGAUUUGGUGGUUCAUGCGGCUGGACCAUUCCAGAGGGAUGACAAAUGCACAGUCCUGCAGGCAGCAAUAUUUACCAAGACAAGGUACACUGAUAUCUGCGAUGGAGUGGACUAUUCAUGGAGGGCAAAAUCUUUCCAUGAACAAGCAAGAGCUUCCGGCGUCCCAGCUCUCAUAACUGCAGGGAUAUCUCCUGGAGUGAGCAAUGUGAUGGCAGCUGAGCUUGUACGUACUGCAAAAGGCGAGAGUGGUGGUGAACCAGAAACACUCAGAUUCUUCUAUUACAUUGCAGGUACAGGUGGUGCAGGUCCAACUACGUUGGGCACAAGCUUGUUACUUCUUGGGGAGGAUGUAAUUGCCUAUGAUAAAGGGAGCGAAAUCAAACUAAAACCCUACAGUGGAGCUCGCAACAUUGAUUUUGGAAAAGGGAUUGGGAAGAAAUAUGUUUACUUGAUGAACUUACCGGAGGUGAAGAGCACACACAAAAAUUUAGGUCUGCCAACUGUUCGUGCUCGAUUUGGUUCAGAUCCUUUCAUCUGGAAUUGGGGAAUGGAAACGUUCGCAAACUUCUUGCCUUUUGUAUGUGUUAUUUCUCAAAUUAACUACUACCUCCGACCUGGUUUAUUAGUCUCCCUCGCACUUUGGGUCAAAGUUUGACAAUAGAUUUAACUGACAAGAUAUAAUUUAUAUGUAACCAAAAAAAUAUCGUUGAAAACUUCAGUCAAAUACGAAUCUACCCAUAUAUUUUUAUGGCAUAUAACUUAUAUUUUGCUACUAAUCAAAUCUAAGGUCAAAGUUUAACACAAAAUAAGAAGGGUACUGAUAAACCCGCAUCUUAAAAUUGUGUUACUGAUACUUGUACCAACCAAAGGUUACAAGGUAUGAGUACCAAGAAAAAGCUUCCUUCAGGAAAAUGGAGAUCGAAAUUUGGCAACUUCAUCUUAUUAAAUGAAAUUGAUAGUAAUAAAUGUUUUGACUUCUUGAAAAGAAUCAUGUAGAUGGAGGUGU
Messenger RNA from Triticum aestivum (bread wheat), 1367 nucleotides. RefSeq lists its product as uncharacterized. Lineage: Eukaryota; Viridiplantae; Streptophyta; Magnoliopsida; Poales; Poaceae. Bases 108 to 1016 code for a protein of 302 amino acids. The transcript has 8 exons. The record is from RefSeq and is a predicted model, not a curated record.